Messenger RNA from Chionomys nivalis (European snow vole), 1212 nucleotides. Its product is annotated as phosphatidylethanolamine-binding protein 1. Gene Ontology annotation, biological process: negative regulation of MAPK cascade. The record is from RefSeq and is a predicted model, not a curated record. Lineage: Eukaryota; Metazoa; Chordata; Mammalia; Rodentia; Cricetidae. The coding region runs from base 38 to 601 and encodes 187 amino acids. The transcript has a single exon.
GGGACUUAGCGCGUGAGUCUUCGUCCUCGUUGUCGCCAUGCCCGCCGACAUCAGCCAGUGGUCCGGGCCGCUGAGCCUGCAGGAGGUGGACGAGCGCCCUCAGCACGCGCUGCGGGUCGCCUACGCCGGGGUGGAGGUGGACGAGCUGGGCAAAGUGCUGACGCCCACCCAGGUUCAGAAUAGGCCCAGCAGCAUUUCGUGGGAUGGCCUUGACCCAGGGAAACUCUACACCCUGGUCCUCACCGACCCGGAUGCUCCCAGCAGGAAGGACCCCAAAUUCAGGGAGUGGCACCAUUUUCUGGUGGUCAACAUGAAGGGCAAUGACAUCAGCAGCGGCAAGGUCCUCUCUGAUUACGUGGGCUCUGGGCCUCCCAGUGGCACAGGCCUCCACCGCUACGUCUGGCUGGUGUACGAACAGGACAAGCCACUGAACUGUGACGAACCCAUCCUCAGCAACAGGUCAGGAGAUCAUCGCGGCAAGUUCAAGGUGGCGGCCUUCCGCAAGAAGUAUCACCUGGGAGCCCCCGUGGCAGGCACAUGUUACCAGGCGGAGUGGGACGACUACGUGCCCAAGCUGUAUGAGCAGCUCUCUGGGAAAUAGAGGUGCCGUGGAGGCCAGCGGUCCUGGGGACCCCCACAGUAUUGUCGAGUUGUACAAAGCAUGCUGUUUCUCCUUCUUCCUUCCUACCCCUCGCAGGGAGUCCCGAGCUGUGCUAGGAUAGAGGUGUAGGGUGAUUUUCUGCUGCCUAUCCUUAGGAUUCUAAUAAUCGUAUCCGGGUUUAUGUUUGCUCGAAUUUAGUCUCCAUCUAGGGGGUGUUUGGUGUUCUGAUGGAGUCCUUGUAUUGUUAAUUUAAGAUUUGCAACUCUGAAAAGUAAAGACACUCUGCCCCAUGUGAGGGUGAGGGCUAGUGUUGUCUGUACGUGGUUUGACAAGGACUCGCCCAGAACCAGGCAUGGUGGCAUCUUCUGAGAUGUGUUUUUAAAGUUCUGUCCCCAACUGGGACAACACAAGGCUUCCAUUUCAGCUGGGGCAGGCGGCUGCACAGGUGUUGGUGUCCUGUAGCUCUAAAGAACAGGGCUACUGUGCUGAGGCGAGGCCCCAGAGAGAGGGCUAAGUCUUGCUUCUCAGCAUGAGUAAAAGUUCCUGGAGUUGCUUGGUGUGUUAAUCUUGUCUGUACAUCAUCAAAUAAAAAUAAAGGCAUUGAAUUUAGA